This is a messenger RNA of Sphaerodactylus townsendi, 936 nucleotides long. Its product is annotated as olfactory receptor 1L1-like. Lineage: Eukaryota; Metazoa; Chordata; Lepidosauria; Squamata; Sphaerodactylidae. Gene Ontology annotation, cellular component: membrane. The transcript has a single exon. The coding region runs from base 1 to 936 and encodes 311 amino acids. The record is from RefSeq and is a predicted model, not a curated record. Gene Ontology annotation, biological process: G protein-coupled receptor signaling pathway. Gene Ontology annotation, molecular function: G protein-coupled receptor activity; olfactory receptor activity.
AUGAUCCAAAAGAACACAACUCAGGUCUCUGAAUUCUUGCUUCAUGGUUUCUCCUCCCAGCCAGAAGUUCAAACAGUCCUCUUCUUCCUCUUCCUCUCCAUGUACUUACUCAACCUCAUUGGGAAUAUAACCAUCAUUUUGUCGAUCCGCUGCGAUAUGCAACUUCUGCGAACACCCAUGUACUUCUUCCUCAGCUACCUUGCUUUAGCUGACAUGGGUUUUGCUAGCACCAUCAUCCCCAAGGCUUUGCAGACCUUAGCAUCUCACAAGAAGACCAUCUCCUACUGCGGUUGCCUGAUACAAAUGUUUUUCUAUAUAUAUUUUGGUAAUGCAGACAGCUACCUCCUGGCUUCCAUGGCCUAUGAUCGCUAUGCAGCAAUCUGUCAGCCAAUGUACUACUCCACCAUGAUGAGCCACAAACGUUGUCUCCAGCUGGCCGCAGUAUCUUGGACCGUCCCUAUGAUCCAUUCUUUGCUUUACACAAUUUUGAUGGCCCGUGUUGAGUUCUGCCACCCUGGAGAGAUCCGUCACUUCAUCUGUGACAUUUACCCUGUUCUGGAGGUGUCUUGCUCUGAAACGAAAGUCAUUGAUUUUGUCUUGCUGACUGAGGGAAUGGUGGAGAUCCUGGGGCCAUUUGUGCUCAUCAUCGUUUCGUACGCACUCAUCUUCUACUCAAUCAUGAAGCUUCCCUCGGCCGUUGAGAAGCAUAAGGCCUUCUCCACAUGCGGGUCCCACAUUUCUGUAGUGGUCUUGUUCUACGGUGGUGUCAGCUGGGUUUACUUCAAGCCAAAUGCCAAGAACCCAAGCCUCCAGGACAUGAUAGCGACUGUGAUGUAUACCAUGGUGAUCCCUAUGCUGAAUCCCUUCAUCUACACCCUCAGGAACAGCACGAUGAAGUCAGCCAUAAGACGAGUUAUUAGGCAGCAUUUCCAUUAA